AAAUCUGCUGAAAUGAGUUGGGCUGUGGAAGAGUGGAAAGAAGGCCUUUCCACGCGAGUCCUUCAUAAGAUUCAAGAACUUGAAAGUCAUCUUGACAAGCUUAAAAAGGAGCGACAGCAAAGGCAGUUUCAGCUGGAAUCUCUGGAGGCAGCCUUGCAAAAACAGAAGCAGAAGGUUGAAAAUGAAAAAAAUGAAGGGGCAACACUGAAGAGAGAGAACCAGAAUUUGAUGGAACUGUGUGAUAACCUAGAAAAAAGCAAGCAGAAACUUUCCCAUGAACUUCAGGUGAAAGAAUCGCAAGUUAAUUUUCAAGAGGGACAACUCAUUUCGAGCAAGAAACAAAUUGAAAGGCUAGAGCAAGAACUUAAGAGAUACAAAUCUGAACUGGAAAGAAGUCAAAAGACCCUUACUGCCAGUGAUGCAUCUUUCAAUGGUACUCCACAGAAGACCUUGAUUGAUUCCUCAAUGCCAAGUCACAGCGAUUCAGAAUCUGAAGAACUGCAAGUAAAAUACAAUAAUGAAGUUGAAGAAAAGAGAAGACCAGAAGCAGAACUGAAGAGCAUGAAAUCUCAAAAAACAAAUCCCUUGCAUCCUGAAAAUACUAUAAGUCGCAGAGAAAUUGCCCGGCAACAGGCUUCUUCAUCGGUGUUCUCAUGGCAACAAGAGAAAACGCCAAGCCGUACUUCAUCCAGCUGUCAGGAAACUCCUGUAAGCAGUGGGUCAACAACGUCGCAUUUCCCCUGGGAAUUCGGGGCAACUCCUAGUCACAAAGAUCUAAACUUGGCAAAGAAAGAGUUCAGUGUCUGCAGAGACUCCCCACUUAAUCACCAGAUGAAGAUACAGAACCAAGAGCUAAGAUCCAGAAUUCAAGAACUAGACCAUAAGCUGCAAAUUCAAACACAAGAAAUGAAAUUCAGCAUUACUAAACUUCAGGAAACUCAGCUGCAACUGGGAAAUAUGAAAAUGGAAUUAAUAGAAAAAGAUAAAGCUCUGAACAAAAGCAGAAAUGAAGUAACUAGAAUUACAGCCCAACUCGAUCAAACUCUUGGUCAGUUUGCUGCGAAAGAGGAAAAGGUGAAAAAGCUUUCAGACGAGCUGAACUGCCAGAGACAAAAUUCUGAUAGCGCCCAGCGUUCAUUACAACAGAAAAUGAAAGAAAAGGAAAAAGAGCACCAAGAGGAACUCUCUCUCCAGGUCAGUCAGGUCAAGGUUAAACUUCAAGGGGAGCUGCAUGAAGCCAAGAACAGCUACAAUCUUCUUCACGCAGAACUUGAGAAAACUCUCUCAGCAAAAAAGCAGCUGGAAAAAAAUGCCAAUGACUUUACACAGAAGUUGAGUUGUGCGGACCAGGCUAUGCAAACAAUGCAACUGAAGGAAAAUGAGCUGAAAAGAACCUGUGAGGAAGUAAAGCAGCAAAACAGCCUCCUCAGCAACCGGUCCGCUCAACAACUGCAAGAAAUUUGCCAAUUAAAAGAAGAACUCCGUGUAGCCAAACAACUUUUGCAGCAGAGUCAAAACUUUUCAGAAGACAUGAAAAACAAAAAUUCUUCUCUAGAAAUAGAGUUAAAACUAUUUGAAGAGAAACUGAAGAAACAAGAUAAUCCUCUUAGUCUAGAGAAAAUGAAACUUGCUGUUUCUAUCUUGGAAAAUCAACGAGAUUCGCUUCAGCAGCUUCUGAAACAGAAAGACAACAUCAUUGAAGAGCUCAGAAUAAAAGUAGAGGAUCUGAAAACUUUGCAGCAAGGUCUUGCAGAAUGUGAAGGACUUAAGAAAGAGACUGAGCUCCUUUCCCAAUGGAAGAAAGAAAGUGAACAACUCUUGAACCAACUUCGUUUAGAAAAAGAAGGAUUGGUGAGCAAAAUUUGCAGCUUGGAAAGUGCUGUGAUGACCGAAAAGCUUAAAAGUAAUGAGAAAACAAAAGCUCUUGAAAGUGAAGAUGCAAAUCUUAGAGUGGAGAUCAAAACUCUGAAAUGUGUGGUAGAAGACAAAACAACAGAGCUAGUGGAACAAAAAAAAGCCUAUGUUGACCUUCAGCAAAAAAAUGCGAUGUCUGAGGAAAAGCAUAGGAAAGAGAGAGAGAACAAUUUGCUGAAAUUAUCUGAGUUUACCAAACAGGUGGAUGUCCUACAGAAAAAGCUACAAUCAGCAGCAAAUGAGGUGUUAGACAAGGAAAAAUGUAUUGCAGCUCUUGAAACUUCUUUAGCUUCUCACGCCCAGCUAAAUGCAUGCUUUCAGAAACAAUGUGAAGAGCAAGCCCAAGCCAGAGAUGAAACGGAAAGAAAAUUAGCCGAAGCGCAGCAAAGGCAGAAAGACUUUGCGUGGGAGACAGGACAGCACAUUAGUAAGUUGCAAGCAUCCGUUUCUGAAAAACAAGACUUGCUUGAUAAAGUGUUAGCUGCACUUGAGGAGAAAGACAAGAAAUUACAAGUGCUGAUCAAAGAAUUGGGUAGGCAACAAGCUGUGAUUCAGGAUUUAAAAAUCGAUAAUGCAUCGCUUGAGGACUCAGCGCAGCAGCUAAAAGUUAUGUCUCAAACAAUAAGCCAAAAGGAACCAGAUUUGUCUGGAGCGAUAUCCUUAAAUGAAAAGAAAAUUGAAGGUGUUAAUGAUGACAAUUCCAGCCUUAGGUGUGCUGUCAGGACUUUAGAACAAAAAAAUCUUGACUUAAUAGAAAGAAACCUAUAUCUUUCCAAUAGUUUGAAGGAAAGAGAGGUGUGUUUCUUGGAGCUGUCAGAAAGGCAGAGAGAGAAAUGCUUGUUAGUGUCCAAAGCUGAAGGACUGGAAAGGGAAUGUACAUCACUGGCAGCCAAGAAUGAGAACUUAGAAUGUGCUUUAAGGGAGCAGGCUUGCCAGUUUAAAGGGGAGAGAAACGAAUUUGAAAGCCGAGAAAAGCAACUGCUGUACGAAUGCGAGGAACUGCACGGUAAGCUCAUGUCCUUGGAGGGAAAAAAUAACCUUUUGCUUUCGCAACUCGGAAACAUUCAGCCAGUAUCUGAAGAAGCUGAAAUUUUAAGACAAGAUAGGGCAGCACAAAAUAACAUGCAACAUCCUGACAGUGUCUUGCUGCAAGAGAAUAAGCAACUGACGAAGGAGCUGAAAAUAAGGAAUGAGCAUGGUGUCUUUACUUUACACAAGACUUCAAUGGAAUACCUAGAGGUAUCUGUGGAAGAAAAGGAAGAUGAGCUGCAUAAGUAUCAAGUUAAGCUUGAGCUUCUUCAAAUGGACCUUGAAGAUAAAGAGGUUUCUGUAGAAUACUAUGCUGAUCAAGUAAAACAGCUGGAGGCGGGUUUGAGAGCUAUGGAAAUAAAAAUGGAAGAAAGUGAAAUGGAAAAAGAGAGACUGAAAUAUGAGUUGCAGUCUCUUAAACAAUUGCAAAACCCAACUUCAGAGAUUACAGAACAAGAUGAAAAUGACCAAUCCCCGGCGUCUUUCAGAGCUGUUACCAGGGAAAACUUCUACCGACAAAUAGAUGCUAAGUGUUCGUCAGUUCCUCGUGAUCUGCUUCCCAGCCAAAAUGAUUAUGUCCAAUUAGUAUCUUCCGUACACAUGACAAUGAGCAAGCUAAACGAGUUGGAGAAAAUGUGUGAACACCUGCAGAUCGAAAAGUCAACAUUAGCAUCACAGCUGAAAUACUCUGAAUUCGAAUGCUUCACCAACGCAGAUACCAUGGCACAAGAACUCAUGGACAAAAUGAAUGAGAAAAAAGAAAAGAGAACUGUUUUUUCUGUUGAAUUAAUAGAUCAGUGUAAAAUGGGAGCACAAUCUGAUAUUGAUAGAACACCCUCAAUAGCUGUGGAAUGUUGUGACGGACUUGAGUAUGAAUAUUUGAAACUAUCCAAUGAACAAAUUAAGGCACAUUUUGAUGGAGUCAAGGAAAAAGCCUUUUCUUUGAAAAAUGAAUAUAACAUCUUGCAGGGGCAGACCUUGAGUAUGGUCUCCAAAAUAUCAGAGCUACAAUGCUAUAUGGAAUUGCUUAAAGAAGAAAAUACUAGAGUGUCAAAAAGCUUCAAUCAAGUCGAUACUGCUUCAUUCACAAUGCAGGUGACCCCUAGCCUGGUGGAUAAAGAGUUUCAAUUGGAUGGAAAGUUCUGCAUGGAGUUUCCAUGUUUCACUGAAACCAAUGGUAGAAAAUUGAUUGGUAUGGAUUCUGAUUUUGACAGUGAACAGUACAAACCAUCAAAUGAAAUUGGUGGGCCAAAUAGUGGCAGACAAGAUGGUCUAGAAGGUACACUUGACCAACACCACCAGUAUCUUGCGGAGCUGUACAACGACGAUGCGUGGGUCUUUCCCAUAAAGCCAGGGCUUGUCGUAUCGAAAAAACGUAAUCUGCAAAAUAGGGUUGAACACCUGUUAUGCAAAACUUAUGAAAAGUCUUUUGAGAUGAUUGAAGAAUCCUUCAGGUGUCAUAAAAAUCUGGAAGAUGAGGAGAUACAAAAGAUUCAAGAGUUGCUCCUUUCUGCAAGGAAGGAAGUCGAUGGCCUCCGAAAGCAAACUGUAUCUGACAACGAACAGUGGCAACAAAGACUUAAUCGUGUGAUUCUACAGGUGGCGUCUGAAUUGCCAGCUGAGAAGAAACCCGGCCCGUUACCUCAGGAACAAAAAGAGCCACAGCUCCCGCUACAAGGCCUUGAUUUAAGUUCUCGGACACUGCUUUUUAUUGACACUGAACGUCAAGUGCAGAUUCCAUCUGAGCAAGAAAAUGAUGCCUCAUGUCAUCAGGAAAUUUAUGCUUCUUCUAACCAAGACGUACUUGAAACUGUGGGUCUCAAAGCUAAAGUAAAGACCCAUGAAGCAAUUGGAACAGAAGACCAGACAUCUGCUUAUAAAGCAGAUGUUAGUAUAAAAUCUACAGAAAAAUGCCUUCCGGAUUUAGAUACAGAAUCAAAAAAUGCAGCAGGUGAAUGCAUAAAGUCUUCAAACUGCCCUGAUGAACUAUCAUUUCCUCCAAAUAUCAACACAAGUACAAUGCCUGUGAAUUUCUUGGAAAACCACAGCACCAUUGAAAUGCCUCAGCUACAUAUAAACCAGGCUUACAGCAAUAGCUCUUCCCACGACGUGGAAGAAGGCAAUGAAAGAAUUGAUAAUCUGCUGAUGAGAGUCCAGUACUUAAACUCAGAUUUGGAUUCAAAGGACAAAGAGUUGGUUGAAAAGAGAACUGUUUGUGCAGAGUUAGACAAAAGACUCAUAACCCUCGAACAAGAAAAGGAAGACUUAAGUGAGGUGCUUAAAUCCAUCACUUUUGAUAACCAGCAAUUAACAUAUAACCUUAUGACUCUUGGGGUGGAACUGAACAAGGUAAAAUCUGAUCUGGAAAUGUACAAGAUGAGACUGUCUGAUACAACAGACAUUCUAGAAGAUUUAGAAAUGACCAAGGCGGAUUGGGUUGAGAAGCUUCUUGAAGCGGAAAAUGAAGUGAGGAGGAUAAAAUCUGAGAAAGCGAACAUUGAGAGCCAUGCCUUGUCCAUGGAGGGUGACGUCGAAGAGCUUCAGUCAAAGAAAGAGCAGUUAGAAAAAGAAAUCGAAAAGAAACUGAAAAUCAUUUUGGGCCUUCAAGAUCAGCUUUGCAUAAUCUCAGGGGAGAAAAAGCAAUUUAGUCAAGAACUCAGUGCUUUGUCAAAGGGUAAAGAAGAACAGGAUCAAGUGUGCCAAAAAAUGCAGGAGACGAUCAAGGAGCUUGAGUCGAGUCAAAUGGAUUCUGCUGAAUUCAUCAGGAUAUUAGAAGCCGAAGCUAAGACCCAGGCGAAAUUGCUUGAGUCCGCGAGGGUUGAUGCUGAUCGGUUAUCAACAGAAAGAGACUGCCUGGUGUUGCAGUUACAGAAGACGGGUAAGCUUGUGGAGGAUCUUGUGUUAGAAAAAGAGACAGCAGAAAAUCUAAUAUCACAUCUGUGUGAGGAAAAAGAAGUGAGCCUAAGGGAAUGUGAAACUUUACGCAGCAAGUUGAGUAUCUCUGAAAUGGAAAAUGCCAAGAUAUCCAAGUCUUUGGAAGGGUCGCUAAUAGAAAAAGGUGAACUUGCAGCCAGACUGAACUCUGCGCAGGAAGAAGCGGAUGAUCUGCGACGGGGCAUCGAGAAGCUAAAAAUAAAAAUUGAAUCCGACGAAAAGAGCAGGCGGCGCCUGGCUGAAAAGCUGAAAGACCGCGAACGGAAAGACGACCGUCUUGUAGACCAAAUUGAGAGCCUCGAAAGAGAAGUGCAAAUGUCAGAAGAGAAUUUGGAAAAUGCCAUUGUUCAGGCGGAAGCGGCCAAAGCAGAGGCAGAAGAAGCGAACGCUGAGAUUGAAAAGCUGCAUGUGAGUUUGCGGAGUUUAGAAUGUGAAAUGAAUGCCUUACAGGCAGAAAACGAGUGUGUAGGGAGGAAGCUGGAAGAAAAUCAAGACAAAGUCUCCAAUUUAGAAGUCAGUAAUGCCACACUCCUGAAACAGUUGGGAGAAAGGGAGAAAGAAAAGGUGCAAAUUAGAGGUGAUUAUGAAAGCACACUGUUAGCGAUGGAAUCCCAGUUGAAACAGGCCUGUGAAGAAAUUAGACUUUUUCAUAGCAAGCAAGAAACCUGCAAGGCAAAAGAACAGGAUCUGAUUAAUGAAGUAGUUUUACUCAAGAAUGAAAAUACACAGUUGGUUCAUUAUCUGGAGGAAGCAAAAUGCAAACAUUCUGAAAUAGAGCAGUUGGUGGAAGCCCUCCUCCAGGAAUUCCACGACUUCGAGCAAAAAUUGGAUGAAAAUGAUUCCUUUUCUGAGCAUUUGCCAAAAGAUGAAACUUUGCAGACUCUCCUUGAGGAUCUACAGGUGACUGUUAAACCUCCUGAGGACGAGUUGGAAGUCAUAACAUCUGUAAAAUAUUCCUUCCUUGGAAAGCAAAUAGUGCAGCUCAAGGAGAAAUCUAAUUCUUUCCGUCACAUGUUUCAGCAGUGGUUGGAUACGUAUAGAGAACUAAAGCAGGGGAAAAGGCAAAUGGUGAAGCAGAUUCAUGAACUGGAGACUCAGCUGAAGAUGGCAGAUGCAUGUUCUCACAGGGAUGUUGCUGCAGAGGAAAUAAGGUUGGAGCUGGAAGGAUUGAGAGAAUCACUUGAAGAGAAAACCACAGAGGCAGAUCAGAACCUGGAGAAGUACUGUGCCUUGAUAAUUAAUCACCAUAAAUUAGAAGAAGAAAAUGAGAUGCUAAGGACACAAGUCUCCUUACUGAACACUUGGCUCAAGCAGUCGCCAAGUGCCACCGGUUCUCCUUCCCCACAUCCAGGAAGGCCGACGAAAGUUGCCAAUGGGCAGCUUGCAGAAAAGGCAUCGCCUGAAGACAUUGCUAAGAUUACUGCAGAGAGACAGACUUGCCAAGAAAACAAAAGCAGUGGCAGAAAGGCAAGUUCUUUACUGGAAGCCAGCGCCAAAAUAGCUGAAAAGGAAACCACAUUUCAUCAGCAUGGCUCAGCGGUGCCCCAAGACAACACAGAGCAGGAGUCAGAUGGUUCCCCAGAAGUUGGGGGGGAAGGAUUUUCUGAUACGCCUCCAAGCAAUAGCAGCUCUUGCAUUUCCCAUAGAACAUACUUCAUGCCAAGGACGAGUCCCUGUCUCAUCAGUCCAAGCUUGAGUUCACCGCCAUUUACUGAUAACUCAGUUGAGAGUAAUUCCUUAUCUGAGAACAUUAAAGCAACAGCAGAGGGCAGCAAACUACCAAAGGUAAACGAUGCUCAGCUCCAAGAAAUACAAACUACUGGUUCACCCUUGGGCUUUACUCCUAGAUCUGCCCUUUCUGCCUGUAACCAGUCACCCCAAGCACUUCCUGAAAGAUCUGCUGAGUACCUCACUGCAGUCAAAACCAGACCAUCUCUAAGUACAGAAGAAAAUGAGCUGGAUGAAGCCUGCCAUGUUCAGUAACUCUGGACUAAGAUUAUUUCAGACAUAAAAUCCUGAGGGCAAAGGGUUGUUCUGACGUGAAGUCCUGGGGGGGGGGGGGGAAUCCAUCCACGAACUUCCUUCAGGGCCACAUCGCAGUGUGCGCUGUUGGUACGGGAGAUGCAUGUUCGUUGCUGUGUCUCAGAGCCUGCGACCAGUCCCAGCUUCCUGGUGCAUAUAUCUCUAUAGUAUAAUCAAUGGUAAAAGCAUGUGUUUCCACAAAUGUGUCCAUGUAUACACACAUUUCUAGUGGGGGAGGGAGAAAAAUCCUGAAGUAGCUCCCUAGUUUUGUGGUCAUUUCUUGUCAAGGUCCCUGCAACACACUUUCCUCAGUCACACAUUCAGAGCCAGAUGUAAAUUCCUCCCCACCUUCCCAUACAAUUCAGAGAGAGAUAAAGUAUCGCAAUGCAGGUUGCGUCUAAUUCAAAAUUAUCCAGGAAUGGGAAGUUUAACUGGCUUUAGUUUACUGGGUCUGUCUCCCCUCAAGAAACCUUCCCUUCAUACUACUGGUUUCCUAACCCUGUCCAACAGUUUUCUUUCAGUGAUUGAAGGGGUGGAUUUAGGAAGCUGCCAUGAGUAGAAGUUGCUAUUCUUUUCUUCAUUUUUCAGAUAUAUUAAGGGAUCCUGGGGUCUUGACAUACUUCUAAAAUCUGGGAGGGUUCAUACCUAACAUUAAAUCAUGAUUUAAUGCUACGUGCAUGAGCAGAAAGCAGCCUGAGCGAGACCAUGGGCUUCUUCCUCCUCGGAAGAAAAAUAAACUAAAUUCCUGGUAUGUCAUUAUGUGGGAAUCAGGAGUCAUGAUGCAAAAUAAACUCUAGUUUGUUAAACAAGCCGGCUAAAUAAUACCACAUUUAUAAUUGACUAUGCAAGCCAACUAUAAUCCCUCAAGAUUAACAAACUAGAGUUGAUGUUACACCGUGCUUCCUGGUUUGCACGUAACGAGAGAAGCCAGGAAUCAGGUGAAGUGAAACAGAUUCCUCUGUUCUUCUAUCUGGCUGUGUGGGAGGAAUAGAGGAAUGCUAACUUUCUGCUAAACUAUGGUUUAGCAUUACGUGCAAAUGCGGUCAGGUACAGACCACCACCACCCUGCAACCUUCCAAGCUAGAACAAGCCCUUGUCUAAAGCUUUCUUUCUAACUGCAAAAAAAUUGAAAUUAGUGUUCACAGCACAAGUCCAAGACCUCCCUCCCUCCCUCUACUUUAGUCCAUUGGGAUUUAUGAACAUUGCUUACUUGUAGAGAGUCUACCAAAGCUAACGGCUAAGAGGUCCACUUAGAGAAUAGUUAUUUUAAAAAGAAAGAAAAGGCAAGCAACAAGGAAAUUGUUGUGUGCAAUAGGUCUGGAUUGACAUCAUUUCAGAUAAACCUUUGGAACAGUAAUUUUCAAAUUGGAACACAUCGCCUCAAGGGUACUCAUGCUCUCAUCAAGGUUACAAAGUACCUGAGGGAUACAGAUUAAAGACACUUCAGGGAACAGAAAUAGCUUGCUGCCUGUACAAUCCUGCUAAGUGGGAGUUUUCCCCCUCCUUUUUUGAAAGUUGCCUUUCAGUGCCUCAUUUAAUAAUGGCUGUACAAACAGACAUUGUUCUUCAGAUUUUUUAAUCUGUAAGUGACUCGCAAAGCAAUGUAGGUGAGAAUCCAUAGUACUUAAAAAUAUUUCUGCACAUUCCUACUGGACAAACUACUAUUAAAGCUGGGAGAGUUUCAAAUGUAGUUUGUGAUGAAAUGAUGUGCAGAUGAGAUGUCCA
This is a messenger RNA of Elgaria multicarinata webbii, 9624 nucleotides long. RefSeq names its product centromere protein F (gene CENPF). Gene Ontology annotation, cellular component: nucleus; spindle pole; chromosome, centromeric region. The record is from RefSeq and is a predicted model, not a curated record. Gene Ontology annotation, molecular function: dynein complex binding; microtubule binding; protein homodimerization activity. The coding region runs from base 13 to 7860 and encodes 2615 amino acids. The transcript has 16 exons. Gene Ontology annotation, biological process: regulation of G2/M transition of mitotic cell cycle; metaphase chromosome alignment; mitotic cell cycle. Lineage: Eukaryota; Metazoa; Chordata; Lepidosauria; Squamata; Anguidae.